AUGUCAGACGCUGGGCAGUGGUGUCUCAUUGAAAGCGAUCCAGGUGUUUUUACCGAGUUAAUCAGAAGACUAAAUGUCGAAGGUACCCAAGUCGAAGAAGUUUGGAGCUUGGACGAUCAGACUCUAGAAGAAUUAAAGCCAGUCUACGGUUUAAUUUUCCUAUUUAAAUGGCAAGGUGGAAAUGACAGUUCAAAGCUUCACCCGGAUGCAGAUUUGAGCAUUGAUAAUAGGGUUAUUAACAAUGCGUGCGCAACUCAAGCUAUCUUGUCCAUUUUGUUGAAUUGUCCAUUAAUCAAUCUCGGUCCAGACCUAGAAAACCUUAAAGAGUUUACCAAGGAUUUUGAUUCGUAUUACAAAGGCCUUACAAUUUCAAAUAGCACUCUUAUUCGUUCAGUUCAUAAUAGUUUUGCUCGUUCGGAUCCUUUUUUCAUGGAUCAAACUGACGUGCCCUCAUCUGAAAAAGAGGACAUUUUUCAUUUCAUUUCAUAUGUUCCAGUGCAUGGUGCACUUUACGAGUUGGAUGGAUUAAGCGAAGGGCCAGUUAAUUUGGGUCCUUGCACUGAAGAUGACUGGCUGGAGAAAGUUAGACCAGUAAUACAUGAACGUAUGGCACGUUAUGCUUCUGCUGAGAUUAGGUUCAAUCUGCUGGCGCUCAUAAAAAAUCGCGAAGAAGUUUAUCAAGCACGUAUUAAUGAAAUUGAGUUAAACAUUGAAUAUGCGAAUAGGGAUGCAGAAUCAGAGACUGUGAUGCGUUUGAACGAAGAUAAAAAUAUCUUAUUGCAAAAAAUUGAAUUGGAAAGAGAAAAAUUUAAAAGAUACGAGCGUGAAAACUCCUUACGCAAGCACAAUUUCGUUCCAUUCAUAUAUAAUAUAAUUCGCAUCCUUGCUGAACGCGGUGAAUUGCAGGGACGUAUAGAAUAUGCUAAAAAGGAAAUGACUAAAAGAAAAAAAGAACGGGCUGAAAAAAAGAAACAGGCAGAAGCUUCUGUGAACACCUAUUCUGUUCCGUUCACCGACACAAGUAAUGCUAGACCCGUAGUUAACGAUGAAGCGGAGGUUAGACCACUUGUAGGCAUUAUCUAUCCGCCUCCGGAUAUUAGAAAUAUCGUCGAUAAAACAGCCGUCUUUGUUGCGAGAAAUGGUGUUCAAUUUGAAGAACGCAUUCGAGAAAACGAGAAGCAUAACGUUAAAUUUAGUUUCUUGAACUCUAAUGAUCCCUAUCAUGCUUAUUAUCAAUACAAAAUUGCUGAAACGAAGGAGGGAAAAGUUUCAAAAAAGGUCGAACCAAAGGAAAUGAGGAUGGAGAUCAAGGAUGAAGGACCGCCGCCUAAAGCUCCACCGAAGGAACCUCCAUCGUUUGAAUUCAUGAGUGAUAUGCCUGCAAUAUCGGCGCAAGAUCUUGACAUCUUAAAAUUGACGGCUCAGUUUGUAGCGCGCAAUGGCCGACAAUUCAUGACCGCCUUAUCUCAACGUGAACAACGAAAUUAUCAGUUCGACUUUCUUAGGCCAAAUCACAGUCUAUGUAAUUACUUCACAAAGUUGGUCGAGCAAUAUGCUAAAGUGUUGGUCCCUCCAAAAAAUUUGAACGAAAAAUUAAAGUCCAACGUUAAUAAUAAGUAUCAGAUAUUGGAACUUGCAUAUGCCUCAAUCGACUGGCAUGACUUUGUUAUAGUGGAAACUGUGGAGUUCACAGAGGCAGACGAAACCAUUGAUCUACCUCCACCAAUGAGUAUUAUAGAAUUGGAGAAUAUGACACUUACUCAAAAGAAGAUGGCAUCUGUUAACAUUGUAGAAACGCAAGAAGACAAAGCUGCAGAAAUUGAUAUGGAGAUGGACGAUGAUGUUGACAUGGUAGAUGAUGAUAAUCAAGAAGCAGAAGAUGAAGAACAAGAUCACGAUAAUAUACUUGCAGUAACAGAAAUUAAGCCUCCUGAUGCUUCUGCUCCAAUGAAAAUCGUCAAGGAUUAUACGCCGAAAGCAUAUGCACCUAAAGUUACCACUGAAAAACCAACAGUAAUCUGUCCUAGAUGUAAACAAGCCAUUCCCGUUGAUGAAAUGGAUGAUCACGUCCGUAUUGAGUUGUUAGACCCUAAAUGGAAAGAACAAAAAAUGGCGGCAGAAGCAAAGAAGAAAGAAUCGAACUUGCUUCAAGAAGGGACGGACGUCGCCAAGAAUCUCAAGGCUUUUUCCGGCUAUCGUUCAGAUAUUUUUGGAAAUGAAGAAACUGAAAUUGGGCGCAAGGUACUUAAAUUACUUAUGCCUUCUAAUUAA
Acaulospora morrowiae is the source of this 2271-nucleotide messenger RNA. NCBI's taxonomy places the organism in Eukaryota, Fungi, Glomeromycota, Glomeromycetes, Diversisporales, Acaulosporaceae. The record is from the annotation of a GenBank genome assembly.